UCCAGUUUUAUUUAAAUGGUUGGUAUUAUGCUAAAAAGAUCCUCAGAACCCGAGCCUCCAAUCAAGCUUCAUUUGGUUCCGGAGGCCACUGCAAUCUACAUCGAUCUUACUCUCUGAAUACCACCCCCCCAUUCCUUCCUAAACCCCAAAUUCCAAUCCCUCGUGCCCAUCCAGUCAAAUUGCUAGGUGCAAAAAUAGAGGGAUGAAUGGGUAAGGUGUCUGUGUGCUUCUUAGAGGGAGGAGACAACCUCAAGCAACGAUCCUGCAGAGAAUUUGAUUGCUCACAAGUCAUUAUACUGAGAUCGAAAUGAGACGAGGCAAAGGCUUUUUUUUUUACUAUAAUGAUGCAGGUCACCAGCAAUUAAGCCAUAGUGAGACAAUAUUUUCAUUGUUCCCAGGGUGAUGGUGAUGCGUAAGGCUCCACUAGUGCAAAGUGGGAGGAACAACCCACACAAACAUAAAAUAAAAAUAAUGGGUCAAUUGUCAUUCGUGUCAUAGAGGAUAUCAAAUGGUCCAGUGGAGUCAGAUUAUUAAGGAAAAUACUAUCAAUCAGUUAUUCAGUUAUAAUCAUACUACACUAACCUGGUUUUCAUUCUCUAUUUGUUGAACCUCAAUGAAGUGCAAUUCCAUCCACCACAUUUAAACAGGGGAAAAAGUGAAGACUGAAGAGUGAAAUGCAGUACCAAAGGCUCCAGUGUCAUAUGGUUUGAAACCACUGAGAGUAUUUGGUCCCGUGGUGUUUCUAGAAUCAGGUUGGUCGACUUCAGUGUCCCCCUCCGAAUUCACCACCCAGUGACAUUUCCACAGGACAUGACUCACAGGAUGUGGCUGCUCUGCUGAACAUCUGCAAAUAGCACAGCAACCGAUAGGCCAACAAACAGCUAGGGCAUUCAAUGUGUCUGGGUAUGUGUGUGUAUUAUGCUGUAUAACAUGUACUGUACAUGUGACUACACCACAUGGGGAAAUAUAAACAGUCAUCUGUAUUUCACUCUCAUAUUGAUUCUGCAUCUCUCCAUCCCUCCAGCCAUAUCUCACCCCCCCAGGCUAUCUCAGCACUGCUCUGGGGUUGUCGAGGUGCUCCAUCGAGGGCUGUGGAGGCCGGUGACCUUUGACCUUGGGUCUGCAGAUUGGGCCAAAGUGGUGGAGGACAUAUGUACCAACCUGAGCUGCGGGGCAGUGUACGAGCGCCGACAGAAUGGCACAGCUACAUUAAACUACUCCAGCUCAACGUGUCUGAGCCAGUGUGUCUACAGAGACCUACUGGUGGAGAACUGUACAGAGCUCUCAUACACGGACUGCUCUAACCUGACUGAGAUAACCUGUGGGCACCAGGCCGUGCGAUUGGUUGGAGGCUCACACCACUGUGAAGGACGGGUGGAGUUGUGGAGAGAGGAAAAAUGGGGAACGGUGUGUGACGAUAGUUGGGACCUGAGAGAUGGGGGCGUGGUCUGUGCUCAAUUGGGCUGUGGCUCUGCCCUAAAUGUGAGUGGGCAGGACGGGUCCUUUGAAGCGGGUGUUGGUCUGGUUCUCUUAGAUGAGGUGAACUGUGGGGGGAGCGAGAGGAACCUAUGGGAGUGUCCCUCCCUGGGGACAGUCAACGACUGUGGACACAAAGAGGACGCUGCAGUGGUUUGUUCAGGAAUUCCAUCUCAACCAGGCAACGAGACGGUGGAACAGAACACCCAGACUUCAACCACAGGCUCAGUUCUACUAGUCACCAGUGCAGAGAGCCGGUCCUCUCCUCCCGUAGCUGUCUGGGGCUGCAUCGCAUUGUCUAUAGCCCUCCUCCUCACACUCCUCUCCAAUGCUUCACUCUUCCUGUCUUACAGAAGGAGAGCUGCACUUCUGGUUCACCAAAGACAAGAUGGCCGUCUGCUGUCCAUCCAGUCUCAACACACUGACCGAGGGGAGAGAGUCAACCUCCUCACAGUCACCACAGACACAGCUGAUUACAUCAGGGUCCUUGACAAUGGAGUAAGCACAAGCAGAGAGCCAUGGGAAACCACGCAGACAGCAGAGACUUCUGACGCUCCUGAGAAAUAUAAUAUUGUUGCUGAGACAAUCAACGGCAUUGAGAGAAAAAACCCUGCCACCCAAAGUCGUCAUUCGCUGGUGUCAUCCAGCACGUCUUCUGGGGAAUGCUAUGAGAACAUUGAGACACUGGAGAAGGAGCUGCUGGACUCAGGUCCAGAUUUGAGAGAAACUGCCCUCACAGACUUGAUCUGUGGAAGAGAGCCAUCCUUGGGAUCGAGUAGCAGUACAUCAUCAGGGGAAUCCUACUACAACGUGGGGAUGGCAGUGGAACAGCAUCUACAGUCAGAGAACACCUAUACACAUUCCCCUGUGCAAUCAACCAGUGCACACCAGGAUCAGCAACAGCCUGUGAACAGCAACUGCCACCUACUGAGCAGUCAAAAUCAAGAAGAUUCAAGCAGCUCAUCUUCCUCUGAGCUUUAUGAGAACAUAGAAGUCCAAGAUGAAGAGGGGAUUGGUGAUGUUACCGUGAAGGAAGUCCCGGACCAGUCUCUUUCUGACAGUGACUACGAUGACAUAACAAAUUACUAGCAUUUCAUCAAACAUAGCAGUGAAAUGAGAACUAUAAAACAGAUUCAUUUACAUAUUAGCAGUUGUUAUUAUCCAGAAAGACAAACAGGAGCAAUUAUGUUUAAUUGCCUCUCUCAAGAGCGCAGACAUAUUUUUUUCUCUCACCUCGUUAGCGUGUGGAUUCAAACCAGCGACCUUUCGGUUACUGGCCCAACGGUCUUAACCACCUUCGCUUCUCCACUGCACAGAAUGACCAGCAUUGUGAACAAACAGCACUGUCACUGAUAUUGAUUCAUACGGUGACCUGAGCCACACAACGCACACUCAAACUUUUUAAACUUGAAAUUCAAUUGUGUUAAUAUUAUCAAGGAGAAAAAGCAACAAAAAUGAAGUGCAUACAACAUUUAUUCAACUAAGACUUGAUGUGAAUAGCCUAGUGUAUAAACACAUAUGCAGAUGCUUUGUACAUAAUAUGAGCACAUGUUUUGCAAUCCAAAAGAUCUACUUCUGACUGGGCUAUCGCAACAAAUGUCUUUGGAAGUUAAGCUUUUUUUUGGGGGGGGGGGGGGGGGUGGCUUCCCUAAUGAAUGAAUUAGUAGAUAUUUAAUAAACUAUCCACAGACUACUUCAUUUGAUUAUGAUUCAUUUAUAAAGUAUCAACUACUAGACUGUCAGAGUGAAGUGAUUAUUUUAUGUUUAGUGUUUUUUCUUCUUGUAAAUGUCUAGCACAGAUGCAACGGGAAAGGUUUGGGUCAUUUAACUUCACACUAACCUCACCUUCAUACUAUACACAAUACAUGAAUGGUAAGAUCAGAAAUCCCUUAAAACAGAGAAUGCAUUUCACUCAAAGGGACAGAAGAGGAAAUAAACAAAAGGACAAGGGAAUUAGAAACUAAGACAGAAGGAAAGGCUACAGAAAAGCAUGUAACAGCAUUUUAUAUGAAAUACUACCAGAUAAUGGAAUGUCUUCAUUACUAUUUUUAUUUUAUUUUAUACAUAAAAGACUCUAUUCAAUUUAGCCUCAUCUUUCCUAAGUACCAUUUUCACACAAGUAUGGUCUGGCAUAUACCUGCUCUUAAAA
Oncorhynchus nerka (sockeye salmon) is the source of this 3625-nucleotide messenger RNA. Its product is annotated as scavenger receptor cysteine-rich type 1 protein M130-like. Gene Ontology annotation, cellular component: plasma membrane. The transcript is spliced from 10 exons. NCBI's taxonomy places the organism in Eukaryota, Metazoa, Chordata, Actinopteri, Salmoniformes, Salmonidae. The record is from RefSeq and is a predicted model, not a curated record. The coding region runs from base 919 to 2565 and encodes 548 amino acids. Gene Ontology annotation, molecular function: serine-type endopeptidase activity; protein-lysine 6-oxidase activity. Gene Ontology annotation, biological process: peptidyl-lysine oxidation; zymogen activation.